GAGGGCAGGGACGCCGGAGACGCGCAACGGCAGCAGCAGCGCAGUGUGUUUGGAGCCACCGGUGGAGAUCAUUCAACACUCCGAGCACUGACUGAGAGGACCGAAGGAGACAGAUCCACCCCCUCCACCCAAAUCUGAGCAAAAACAAACGAUGGACAUCCUCAUCCCGCCUUUAAACAGCAACGAAAGCGUCGGAUGAGUGGAGUGGGAGAUGCUGCGCACGGCCGCACCAGUGUGGCCGCUCCAGUGAACCAGGACUGUGGGUGUGUGUGCGCCUAGGGCUCGCCGUUACCACCGGACCGCCUCGCCAACUUCCCCCGCUUUCCAUCAAGUCAUGUCUGAUACAGAGCGAUGGGCAAGUUUGACGACAACGAGAGGAUAAUCCUCAACGUCGGGGGCACCAGGCACGAAACCUACAAAACCACCCUGAAGACCCUACCGGGGACCAGACUGGCCCUGCUCGCCUCCGACUCGGACAUCGACUCCGUGUUGGAUCAGCUGCAACAAGUCCCCGGCUUCAUCGAGUACAACGCCAGGACCAACGAGUACUUCUUCGACCGCCACCCGGGUGUCUUCGCUUACGUCCUCAACUACUACCGCACCGGGAAGCUCCACUGCCCGGCGGAUGUGUGCGGACCGCUGUUCGAGGAGGAGCUGUCCUUCUGGGGCAUCGAUGAGACGGACGUGGAGCCCUGCUGCUGGAUGACAUACCGGCAGCACCGGGACGCGGAGGAGGCUCUGGACGUGUUCGAGCUCAACGUGGACAACGGAGAGGAGGACGACGAGAUAGGGAAGAGACUGGGCAUUGAGGAUGUGGCAGCCGACGGUAAUGUCAGCCUGUGGAGGAAGUGGCAGCCGGUGAUCUGGAAUCUAUUCGAGGAUCCGUACUCCUCCAGGGCGGCGAGGUUUAUUGCCUUUGCAUCUUUGUUCUUCAUCCUGGUCUCCAUCACCACCUUUUGCUUAGAGACUCAUGAGGCUUUCAACGAAAUCAUCAACAAGACUGAAGUGAUGCGUAACAGCAGCCAACCGGACUCAGGCCCACAGUAUGAGAUUAUAACUGACCCUGCACUCACCUACGUGGAGGGCGUUUGUGUCUUCUGGUUCACCAUCGAGUUCCUGGUGCGUGUGACCUUCUGCCCAGUGAAGCUGGAGUUUGUAAAGAGUGCGCUCAACAUUAUCGACUUUGUGGCCAUUCUGCCUUUCUACUUGGAGGUAGGGCUGAGUGGCCUUUCUUCAAAGGCCGCCAAGGAUGUGUUGGGGUUCCUCAGGGUGGUGCGCUUUGUUCGUAUACUGCGUAUCUUCAAGCUAACACGUCAUUUCGUAGGGCUUAGGGUUCUGGGCCACACAUUACGUGCCAGCACCAAUGAAUUCUUGCUGCUCAUCAUCUUCCUGGCAUUGGGAGUGUUGAUUUUCGCCACCAUGAUCUACUAUGCUGAACGCAUUGGGGCCAAGCCCAAUGACCCUACAGCUGCCCUCCAUACAAAGUUCAAGAACAUCCCCAUUGGCUUCUGGUGGGCGGUGGUAACCAUGACAACACUGGGAUAUGGUGACAUGUACCCAGAGACCUGGUCGGGUAUGGUUGUGGGCGCGUUGUGCGCUUUGGCCGGUGUGUUGACGAUAGCCAUGCCUGUUCCUGUUAUCGUGAAUAACUUUGGGAUGUACUACUCUCUGGCGAUGGCCAAGCAGAAGCUUCCCAAGAAGAGGAAGAAACACAUCCCUCAGGUGGUGCAGGGAGGGUCCCCCUCCUACUGCAAAGCAGAUCUCAACACCACCUGCAACAGCACUCAAGGUGACCUGUGCCACGUCAAAGGGACCAGGAUACUAGAACGCAAUCGCUCAGUUCUGUCGGCAGAUUGCAGCGGCGGUAGCGACCUGACAAUGUCUCCCGAAGAGCGAGUCCCCAUGCGGAGGUCUAGCACCAGGGAGCAGGACCACCGCAGUGGGGGGACAUGCUUCCUGCUUGCAGCUAGCGAUUACACCUGCCCUGCAGAUGGAGGGUUGCGAAAAACAGGCUAUGAGAAAUCCCGGAGCUUAAACAACAUAGCGGGCAUGGCUGGUAAUGCCCUGGGCUUGUCUCCUGUGACCUCGCCCUACGGAUCUCCUUGCCCGCUGAGGCGCUCCCGCUCCCCUAUCCCCUCCAUCCUGUGAGACGUCCAGGUCUGGGCCACUUGGCCUAAACCACCAUACAUCUUACCCCCCAGACAAGCCACCUUCCUUUGGUAUCCCAACUGGACUGCGUUCUACAUAUUGUGACUUAUUUAUAGUGGUUAAGUACUUAACUUUGUAGCUAAGACUAAUGUUACUCGCAUGGGAAACCUGAGCAAAUCUCGACUUCCCCUUCUCCUUGAAGAUAGAUGUGCUUUAGCUAACAUCUUGGUUAGUGGUUAGUCAGUUGUUCAGUGUCAAUAGAGUCCCUUAAGUUUGAUACUGUUGUACUUUGGGGCUUGCAAUAAGGACAGACUGGUGGCUUCAGAAGUAGCAGCCAUAACAUUUAAUAAAGAAAAUAUUAAUAAUCAGGGAUAUUAGAUGUUGCUAUAUUUAGAUACCUUGAAAAAAGACGUGCUUCCAAAAAAAAAAAAAAAAGUGAGAUGUCACUUCAUUUUAACCUCAUAUAACUGUGACUUUGUUGUUUUGUUUUGUUUUGUUUUUUUUUGGGGGGGGGGGGGGUUGGAGGGAUGGAUGUCGGGAUGAAGGAUUUGUCUUUCAGGAUCAAGCACACGUAGUGUCUGUCACUCUUCACAUGCUGCUGGGCCUGCUUGUGUUUUUGCAUGGAUCAUCCUGUAACCAUCGUCUGCAAACAGUGUGACGAGGGGAGAGGAAUGUGGCAGACAGUGAAGGAAACAUAAAUGAAGGAGUAUUUCUUAACUCACUCUGCUGAGGUUUAGGGCGUACAUUUGACUCGUAUUGUGUCUCAUUUUGCCAUUGGCUUCACCAACAAUCCACUAAGGAGACUUAAAAAAAAACAAAAACAGCACCAGCUGGGUUGUUCAUUUCUCUGUGCAUGUGGAUUUUUGUUCGUCUGCUGCUAUUUCCGAUUAACUUUCCCCUCUCCCCCUUUAUGUUUUUAUUUCUUUAAUGGAGUGCCACCAAAGCUGUUGUGUCUCUGGUUGUUUACUCACAGAUAACUGCAAAGAGGUUGUCUUUACUGGUUUCACACAAGCAGAGAGCAGCGUUCUAUCUUAAUGGCUUGAGGGAAAAAGCUGUGCUGUGGCGGAAAGGUAAUGUGAGUCAGAUUGCAGUGCAAACUCCUCAUGAUGAUUUAUGACAUUUUUUUUGUGUGUGUGCAUUAAAAAGGGGGUAAUUCAAUAAUCAUAAGAAGAGAAAAAACAGGAUAUGGAUGCAAAGAUUUCAACACAGAUCAUACACACAUUUAAUGACAACUUUGGAGGCACCUCCUGUAGUAUUUUAAUCAUCACAUACAUGCUACAGAUAACACUAAUAAGUACUGUAAGGCUUGAUUUUACAGCACAUUAGUUUAUUGCAGAAAAAACAACUGCUCUAUAAAUUUUUAAGCCUUUGCUUUUUGUGCAUUUUCAUGUCAAAUCCUCAUAUUAGCCACCACCAAGGGCUAUGUUAACCACUCUCAAAUCCCCAAACCAGACAAACUAUCUGAGCCUCCCUAACAUCAGUUUGAACUGUCAGUGGAUCUCAUACUAAACCGAAGCAGCCUUUUUUUCUCUGAAAGUGCUGUGUCAUUUAUUAUUGAGGAGACUUUUAUUUCAUAACAGGCAUAAAUUGCCUGUGUGCACCAACAGGUGUGGAUCAGUGGACAUAACCAUGCAGUGAUGUGCCUCACCCAUCCCUACAGUAUGUCUAUACCAGUAGCACCAGGUUGCUUAGCAACUGGCUCACCGCUAGAUGCAUCUUACACAUAGCUUGGCAAAAAGUCAAACAAUUAAAAAGAAGAGCUCUUGCAAACAUUUCUUUGUCUGUACACAGAAUUAUUGAAUCAUCCCCAGUAAAACGUUGUAAUAUACUAUAGAGCUUUUAUAAAUCUGGAGAAACGCCUAAAGAGCACCAUAGAUUUGUACGAUGUUCUCAUAUUUGUGCAUAUAUUAAAAAUAGCCAGUAUGUGCAUGUCAAGGUCUUCUGAAAUGAUGCUCAAAAGAGACAGAUGCAUUUCUGAUAUUUAGAGAUGUGACCUGUUUGUAUUUCAUUUAGACAAUUCAUUUCCUAUUUGGUCGUCAGUAUGAGGACCUAUUGCAGUGGGAGGAUCCCAUUUGGAGCCAUAAGGCCACCCCUACAGGACAAUAUGGACGGGGACUCAUUCAAACACCAGGGACUGACAGCAGCCCAGUUGUGGCUCAGCGAUGGGGAAAUGAACUUAAAUGAACGCCUGUGAGGACCUUGAUAGGCAUUUACCUUUUCCUGAUUUUUUUUUUCUUCCUGUUUUGGAACUGUGGAGGAAAAAAAGAGAGCAAAGCUCCAGCUCCAUGUCCAGAAGCCUGGACAUGUCCAAGAGACUAUCGACUGUAUAGAUAUCACUCCUGUAAAUAAAACAACAACACAGCACAUCUGGGCCAAGCGGCUCUGUACACACAUCUGUCUUUUGAUGGCGAGUCAGGUAACAAAAUUAUUGGUUGCUAAGUUGCGCCGUGACACUCAACGUCAGUCACUUUUCUUGCUGUGAUAUCCCUCCUCGCAAUAAGUGUAUUAAGAUGUAUCAGUUGAGGCACUUUGUGUUCUAAAAAUGGAGUGUAUUCAUAUAUGAAAUUCUACUUACAGUAUAUACAGUAUAGAGAGACAAACGUGCUAAGUUGAAUAAAUGUGACAUUAUGGUCAUCUCUGCUUUUGUUUCCCUUGGUAAUUUUCAGUAGGUCAGUCGCUCUGCUGUGUGUUAACGUGUGUGCGUGCAUAUCUUAAAACUCCGGGGUAAGAUCUGCAGUUUGAAAGGCCAGGUCAACAGAGACCAUUGAGUGGACCGUCACUCGGAGCCCCCUGUGAUGCAGCCGCCAUUGUAGAAGUCCCCCCUGCUGUGCGUUUACCAUGCAACGACCCUGCAUUAGUGCUGCAGAUGUUUGUCUCUUCACAAACCAAAUUAUUCUUACCAGACUAAUCCUCAUAUCUCCUGAUGGUUACAAAACUGCAUAACUUGAUUCUUCCAAACUUUCCCCUCGUGGGGGUGAAGCAAAAGUGUAGCAGAAGUUUACCAAGUUAAAAAGUGGGACUUCUAGAAUGGCUACAAUCUGCACAGUAGCAAACUUAUGAACCCAAACAAUCAGAUCGGAUUUGCAAUAAGCACCCGAAAACAAAAAGCGCCGAUCCACACUGUGAUUUCAGCAGCCCGUUAAAACCAGAAGGCAGAAGGAAACGGAGUGAGAGUGCAGCUCUAGAAGCUGACAGAGAGGACUGCCAGGUGGCACAACUUAUGCGUCACGUUGGUUAUGACCUGCUCAGUUAUUAGCCAGUGUCACCCUGUACCCACAAUCCUCCUCGUGUAGUACACACGCUGCUUUACUCUUUGAAUUGACAAAGGGAUACUGUUCUUUGUGUAUUUUUAGGAUGACGUUGUAACUUGAAAAAAGGUGUUUAUUUUUUUGAAUCCAGAACAUGUAUUUUUGUGUCUUACUGUUGAGUACACUGCUCUUACCUGUGAAAGUCAUGGUAGUCUGAUGCUGUGCUUCUCCAUCGUGUCCUCAAACUGUCAGGCUUUUGAUCGAAGUUCAUGUUUUGUAUGUUUACUGUGAGGAAAUUCUACUUUGAAGUCUGUAUUUGUGGAGCCUUUUGUUGGCAUUCUAAAGUGCAUGCUGAAAAAAAAAAUCAUUAUGUCAAACUGUAAAAAAAAUAAAUAAAUAAGAUGAUAUACUGUAUAUCAUGUUCAGAACAAUGUGUAUAGAGUAAAGGUAAAUGCUAUGUGAGAGAUUCACAUAAACUAUUUAUCUUUUAA
Molecule: messenger RNA, 5887 nt
Organism: Sphaeramia orbicularis (orbiculate cardinalfish)
Lineage: Eukaryota; Metazoa; Chordata; Actinopteri; Kurtiformes; Apogonidae
Gene: kcnc2
Product: potassium voltage-gated channel, Shaw-related subfamily, member 2
Exons: 4
Coding region: 352-2148 (598 amino acids)
Biological process (GO): potassium ion transmembrane transport; action potential; protein homooligomerization
Cellular component (GO): dendrite membrane; voltage-gated potassium channel complex; neuronal cell body membrane
Molecular function (GO): protein binding; delayed rectifier potassium channel activity
Source: RefSeq, a predicted model, not a curated record